Molecule: messenger RNA, 468 nt
Organism: Sphenostylis stenocarpa
Lineage: Eukaryota; Viridiplantae; Streptophyta; Magnoliopsida; Fabales; Fabaceae
Source: the annotation of a GenBank genome assembly
AUGGCAGAUAGUUCAUCAAGUUCGGCACAACCCAUGAUCGAAGGAAGCAAACGCACAAACGAAAUCCUACUCAACGACGAGUGGCAGUUGGAGUUCAUUCUCAAUGCAGGAAUUGUGAAAGAUUGCGAGUUGAGUUUGCCAUACAGGGCGCAAUUGACCAAUGACAAGUGGAACCUGUUCUUGUCAUUGGAAGGGUUUGAAGAAACCCUAACAGGGUUCUUGAAGGAAGAAGAAGAUGUCACAGAGGGGAUUGAGGUGAACGUGUACGACAGAGGUGGCCAUGAAUUCCAAAUGAUGCUGAAGAAAUGUGUGCAACACUCCAACCGCUUCUACGUUCUCAACAGAGGGUGGUUCAGUUUCCGCAACCAACAUGGUUUGGGACAAGACGAUCUCAUUGCUCUGCGUGUAUUUCGUCAUGCCAUAACUGACAUCUUAUCUUUUGUUCUUACUUAUCAAAGAAUCAGGUAA